Molecule: messenger RNA, 585 nt
Organism: Desarmillaria tabescens
Lineage: Eukaryota; Fungi; Basidiomycota; Agaricomycetes; Agaricales; Physalacriaceae
Exons: 3
Coding region: 1-585 (194 amino acids)
Source: RefSeq, a predicted model, not a curated record
AUGAAAGUCGGACCUUCGCGUACAUAUCCUUCCCUGUGGUUCAUGCCCUCACACCCUCUUAUAACCCCAGCGACGGACGCUGAUAUCCUUGACAACCUUCACUGCCAGCGUCAGCAGACGUUCGUCUUCAACGACUGCUACACCAGCAUCUGUUCUCUGAACAGACUCCUCUCAUAUCCCAUCAACCAUUUUGGAGGGGAGAGCGUUUACGUGCUGUAUGGACGCCCGCUUCAGCUAAUCGCCGAGAUAUCUUUGAACGUCUAUCAGGGCAGGCUGGUUAAUGCUGAGCUGUCUGUUACCCACUUUGAUGAUCCGGGCGCUAGUCCGCACAGCUUAACUUCUGACCACGACGACAGCACACUUGGUGCUAUCACAGCUUUGUACCAACCUACAUCAUCUCUAAGGUCUGUCAUACAAUCUGCUCAGGUCAAUACUCCCUGCAUUGACCUUGGUAUUGACGAAGUCUUGAAGGAACUCAAUGUGACACUCGACGCACCAUAUACUCCGGACGACUCGGCUCUCGAAUACUUCAUCUCACAAAAUUACGACUUUCGCACUGUCUACGCUAAUUUCCAUUCCUAUUGA